CCUGGGCGCCGAGGGCAGCGGCGGCGGCACCGAGCGGAGCGGCUGGACGCGGCGCCCGAGAGGGGCGGAGUGAGGCGCGGGCGCGGGCCGCGUCCAUGGGCCUGCGGCGGGCGGGCGGCGGCCGUGCGGGCGGGCGGCGGGGACCGCGCGCGCUGUGAGGCCCGGGCGCGGCGUCGAGCGGGGGCGGCCGCCGGAGCGGCCCGCUGAGGGCCGGCGGGGCGUGCGGCGGCGCCCGCGCUGAGCCGGCCGAGCCGCCCGCCGUGCAUGGUGCCGCCGCCCGCCUGCGCCGCCCGCCGUCCGCCGCGAGCGCCGGCCGGGCCUGCGGGCCUGCGCCGCCGCCGCGCCGACCAUGUCGGCGGCCAAGGAGAACCCGUGCCGGAAAUUCCAGGCCAACAUCUUCAACAAGAGCAAGUGUCAGAACUGCUUCAAGCCCCGCGAGUCGCAUCUGCUCAACGACGAGGACCUGACGCAGGCAAAACCCAUUUAUGGUGGCUGGCUGCUCCUGGCUCCAGAUGGGACCGACUUUGACAACCCAGUGCAUCGGUCUCGGAAAUGGCAGCGGCGGUUCUUCAUCCUCUACGAGCACGGCCUCUUGCGCUAUGCCCUGGACGAGAUGCCCACAACCCUCCCCCAGGGCACCAUCAAUAUGAACCAGUGCACAGACGUGGUGGACGGGGAGGGCCGGACGGGCCAGAAGUUCUCCCUGUGCAUUCUGACCCCUGAGAAGGAGCAUUUCAUCCGGGCAGAGACCAAGGAGAUCAUCAGCGGGUGGCUGGAGAUGCUCAUGGUCUAUCCCAGGACCAACAAGCAGAAUCAGAAGAAGAAGCGGAAAGUCGAGCCCCCCACACCACAGGAGCCAGGGCCAGCCAAGAUGGCUGUCACCAGCAGCAGCAGCAUCCCCAGUGCUGAGAAAGUCCCCACCACCAAGUCUACACUCUGGCAGGAAGAAAUGAGGGCCAAGGACCAGCCAGAUGGCAGCAGCCCGAGUCCAGCUCAGAGUCCCAGCCAGAGCCAGCCUCCUGCCAGUGCCCUGAGGGAACCUGGGCUGGAGAGCAAAGAUGAGGAGGGCACCAUGAGCAGCGACCGCAUGGACUGUGGCCGCAAAGUCCGGGUGGAGAGCGGCUACUUCUCCCUGGAGAAGACCAAACAGGACUCGAAGGCCGAGGAGCAGCAGCUGCCCCCACCGCUCUCCCCUCCCAGCCCCAGCACCCCCAACAACAGGUAUAGUGGCCCCGGACCGCCCUCCCAGGAGCUUGGUCAUCCCCUUCCUUCCUCAGGUCCUCGACCCCCCAGCCGAAUGGUCUGCAGCAGCUCCCUCGGCUCCCUGGAUGCAGCCAGCCGGCCCCCUGCCCACAUGGACUCUGGCAGCGCUGGGGGGCAGGGAGCAGAGAGACCGGGGCGCACUUUUGCCUUUAAAGCCAGCAGGCAGUAUGCCGCCCUGGCCGACGUCCCUAAGGCCAUCAGGAUCAGCCACAGAGAAGCCUUCCAGGUGGAGAGAAGGCGGCUGGAGCGUAGGACUCGGGCCCGGAGCCCUGGCAGGGAGGAGGUGGCCCGUCUCUUUGGCAACGAGCGGAGGAGGUCCCAGGUAAUUGAGAAAUUUGAGGCCUUAGACAUUGAGAAGGCAGAGCACAUGGAGACCACCUUGUCAGCUGGGCCCUCGCCAUCAAGCGACACUCGCCAGGGCCGCAGUGAGAAGAGGGCAUUCCCCAGGAAGCGGGACCUCCCCAGUGAAGCCCCCACAGCUCCUCUCCCGGACGCCUCGGCCUCCCCCCUGUCUCCACACCGAAGAGCCAAGUCACUGGACAGGAGGUCCACGGAGUCCUCCCUGACGCCCGACCUGCUGAAUUUUAAGAAAGGCUGGCUGACCAAGCAGUACGAGGAUGGCCAGUGGAAGAAGCACUGGUUUGUCCUUGCUGAUCAAAGCCUGAGAUACUACAGGGAUUCGGUGGCUGAGGAGGCAGCUGACUUGGACGGGGAAAUUGACUUGUCUACGUGUUACGAUGUCACAGAGUAUCCAGUCCAGAGAAAUUAUGGCUUUCAGAUACAUACAAAAGAGGGCGAGUUCACCCUCUCUGCCAUGACAUCUGGAAUCCGGCGGAAUUGGAUCCAGACCAUCAUGAAGCAUGUCCACCCGACCUCUGCCCCAGACGUGACAAGCUCACUGCCGGAGGAGAAGAACCGGAGCAGCUCCUCCUAUGAGGCCUGCCCGAGGCUGAGCGACAAGCAGGACGGGGAGCACGGGGAGCCGGAUGCGGAGCAGAAGAGGAGCCGCGCUCGGGAGCGGAGGCGGGAGGGGCGCUCCAAGACCUUCGACUGGGCCGAGUUCCGCCCCAUCCAGCAGGCCCUGGCUCAGGAGAAGGCCAGCGCCACCGGGCCCUCCGACACCCGCCCUGAGGCAGAGCCUGGCGAGCUGGAGCGGGAGCGCGCCAGGCGGCGGGAAGAACGCCGCAAGCGCUUUGGGAUGCUCGACGCCGUGGAUGGGUCGGGCGCCGACGACGCGGCCCUGAGGAUGGAGGUCGACCGGAGCCCGGGGCUGCCCCCAGCCGCCGACCUCAAGACGCAGAACGUCCACGUGGAGAUCGAGCAGCGAUGGCAUCAGGUGGAGACCACCCCUCUCCGGGAAGAAAAGCAGGUGCCCAUUGCCCCCCUGCACCUGUCCUCUUCUGAGGACGGAAGUGACCGGCUCUCCACUCACGAGCUGACCUCUCUGCUGGAGAAGGAGUUGGAGCAGAGCCAGAAGGAGGCUUCGGACCUUCUGGAGCAGAACCGGCUCCUGCAAGACCAGCUGAGGGUGGCUCUGGGCCGGGAGCAGAGUGCCCGGGAGGGCUACGUGCUGCAGACUGAAGUGGCCACCUCCCCAUCCGGUGCCUGGCAGAGGCUCCAUAGAGUCAACCAAGAUCUCCAAAGUGAGCUGGAGGCCCAGUGCCAGCGCCAGGAGCUGAUCACGCAGCAGAUCCAGUCCCUGAAGCGUAGCUAUGGGGAGGCCAAGGAUGCGAUCCGGCACCACGAGGCCGAGAUCCGGAGCCUCCAGGCGAGGCUCAGCAACGCCGCUGCCGAGCUCACCAUCAAGGAGCAGGCGCUGGCCAAGCUCAAGGGCGACCUGAGGCUGGAGAAGGACAAGGUCCGUGAGCAGCUGGAGGAGUGGCAGCACAGUGAGGCGGCGCUGAGCGGGCAGCUGCAGGCCAGCGAGCAGAAGCUCAAGAGCGCGGAGGCCCUGCUGCUGGAGAAGACGCAGGAGCUGCGGGACCUGGAGAUGCAGCAGGCGCUGCAGAGGGACCGGCAGAAGGAGGUGCAGAGGCUGCAGGAGCGCAUCGCCGACCUCAGCCAGCAGCUCAGCGCCAGUGAGCAGGCCCAGAGGCUGAUGGAGGAGAAGCUGCAGAGGAACUAUGAGCUGCUGCUCGAGAGCUGUGAGAAGGAGAAGCAGGUGCUGCUGCGGAACCUGAAGGAGGUGGAGGACAAGGCCAGCGCCUACGAGGACCAGCUCCAGGACCACGAGCAGCAGCUGGAGGUCCUCCAGAAGGAGAAGCUGAGCGCCAAGUGUGAGGGCAGCGAGGUAGUGCGCCGGCUGGAGGAGCGGCUGGAGAUGAAGGAGGCCAGCAUCCAGAAGCUGGCCGAGCACGUCCAGAGCCUCAGGGACGAGCGGGACCUGAUUAGGCAGCGGUUCCAGGAGCUGAGGGAUCGCGUGGCCCUGUCUGACGGGGACCUUGCCGAGCUUCAGGAGAAGCUGAGGGGAAGAGAGGCAGACUACCAGAGCUUGGAGCACUCCUACAGGAGGGUGGCCAGCCAGCUCCAGAGCAUGCACACGCUGCUGAAAGACAAGGAGGAAGAGCUGAAGCACAUCAAGGAAGUGCAUGAGAAAGUUCUGGAGAAGAAAGAUCAGGACCUCAAUGAGGCUUUGGUUAAAAUGGUUGCCUUGGGGAGCAGCUUAGAGGAAACAGAAAUGAAGCUCCAGGCAAAGGAAGAGAUUUUAAGAACAUUUGCAAAGGUGUCUUCAGAGGACGCAGAGGAGCCUCGGAGCUCCCUGGAAGAAGCAGAGGAGGCUGGCUUCGCGCUCUCAGGCCCACAGCUCCCUGCCACGGGCGCUUCCCCAGGUUUACCACACUCGGUGCUUGAGGAGGAGGACCCGGGGGCUGCCCCAGGAGAGGAAUGUGGCGACAGCAGCCCCCAGAGGGAAGACGGCGUGGUGCCCCUGAAGUCUGAAGUGCCUGACGGGGAGGGGCACCUGCAGAGCACGGCAAAACCCGACCCAGGAGUACCCGGUGUUAAAAGGCAAAGAAUCCGGUUCUCCACAAUCCAGUGCCAAAAGUACACCCACCCCGAUGGGUCCGAGAAGACCUGGACCAGCAGCACGUCUUCUGACACCAGUCAGGACCGGUCGCCCUCGGAGGAAAGCAUGUCCUCAGAGGCCACCCCCAGCUCACUCCCUGCGACCAGCGACUCUGACACCUACCUCUCCAUAAUACACUCCCUGGAGACCAAACUCUACAUCACGGAGGAGAAGCUCAAAGACGUGACAGUGAAGCUGGAGAGCCAGCAGGGCCAGAGCCAGGAGGCCCUGCUUGCGCUGCACCAGCAGUGGGCCAGCACUGAGGCCCGGCUGCGCGAGCAGCUCCAUGCUAGCCUGCUCCAGGUCGGAGCACUGGCCUCCCAGCUGGAGCAGGAAAGACAGGCGAGGGCGAAGGUAGUGGAAGAUCACGUCGGGGAGCUUGGUGACUUCCAGGUAAAAAACAGUCAGGCCCUAGCCUGCUUAGAAAACUGCCGAGAACAGCUCCGAUCUUUGCCGGGGGCCAGCCAGGAGGAAGUGCAGGAUGUAGGAGCGAGCCCCCUGGCUAGCGUGGAGAGCGCGCUGGCCAGCGCCAUCCAGGCCCUGCACCACUGGCCAGCUCCUACAGACAGUGGGGCCCACGCUCAGCUAGAGGAGGGAAGUUUCUUGGAGAGAGGGAAGGCGACUUCGCAGCAGCCACCACACCAGCCUGAACUGACCGAGGAGGAGCAGCUGAAGCUCCUUUCUGAUCAAAUAGCUUUGGAAGCCUCACUGAUCAAUCAAAUAGCAGACUCUUUAAAAAACACAACAUCAGAUAUCUCACGCAUUCUCCACGAGAUUGCUCAGUCAGGAAAGUUGCCACUGGAGUCUGAGAGUGCUGCCAUCUGUCCUGGGGCCCCAGCAGACACCUGGGCUAAGAAGGUGCUGGUAGAUGGCGAGUUCUGGAGCCAGGUUGAGUCCCUGAGUAAGCACCUGGGGACCCUUGCAGGAGAGGCAACUGGUGCAUCAGGAGGGGGGCAGAGGAGCAUCCCACAGGCCCUGGUCCCCGCCCUCGCAGACGCCACGUGGGUCAGGGCAGAGCUCAGUUUCGCUGUGCAGUCGGUGAGGGAGUCCUUCCAGCGAAGGUUGCAGAGCGUCCAGGAGACCCUCCGGGGGACCCGGACAGCCCUGCAGCAGCACAAGUGCAUGCUGGGGGAAAUCCUUGGGGCCUACCGCACCCCUGACUUUGAGAGAGUGAUGCAGCAGGUCUCAGAAGCCCUCGAGUUCCCAGCGGGCGUUGAAGAUGGUGCACAGGCGUCCUGGGACUUGAGCCUGUUAGGAGAAAUGCUGAGUCGUCAGGACGCAGCUGGCACCCAGGAGCCCUUUCACUUGUCCGACCAGAGCCCUGGGGCCCUUGUUGCUAUUCAGGAGGAACUCGCCCUGCAGCUUAAAGAUAAGGCCAGCCUCUUAGGGGAGAUAUCUGCGGCUUUAACCUCACUUCCCCCUGUGGAGUCGGUAAGAGAUUGUCAGAAGCUUCUCCAGGCAUCCCGGAAUCUCUCCUAUAACACUUGUUUGGGAGGCCUCGGUCAGUAUUCUUCGUUACUAGUUCAAGAUGCAAUUAUUCAGGCUCAGGUGUGUUAUGCAGCCUGCAAAAUCCGGCUGGAGUAUGAAAAGGAGCGCCAGUGCUACCAGGAGUCCCGGCAGAGCAGGGCUGCCUCCUGCCAGGAGCACCAGCAAGCUGCUGGGGCCCUGAGGGAGCAGUACGAGGAACUGCUGCGGAAGCAGAAGAGCGAGUACCUGGAGGUGAUUGCCAUCGUUGAAAGGCAAAACGCAGAGCUCAAGGCCAAGGUCACGCAGCUGGACCAUCAGCAGAAGUGCCUGGAAGAAGUGGAAAGCAAACACAGCGAGAACAUAUUUGCCCUGCAAGGGAGGUAUGAGGAGGAGAUCAGGUGUGUGGUGGAGCAGUUGAACAGAGCAGAGAACACGCUGCAGGCCGAGCACAGCAGAGUCCUGAGCCAGCUAGAUGCCUCCGUCAGAGACAGGCAGGACAUGGAGAGGCACCACGUGGAGCAGAUGCAGACCCUGGAGGACAAGUUCCAACUCAAGAUCAAAGAGCUGCAGACAAUCCACGAGGAAGAGCUGAGGACCUUGCAGGAGCACUACUCACAGAGCCUGCAGUGCCUACAGGAGGCCCUCCGCUGCUGCCAGACGCAGCACCCGGAAGCCCUGCCUGCCCCUAGCCCUCCGAGCAGCCCUCACCAGCCCAGAGGUGCUCUGCAGGCGGUUGCGGGGGAGGCCGAGGCCAUGACGGGGCUGAGAGAGCGCAUCCAGGAGCUGGAGGCCCAGAUGGACGUCAUGCGGGAGGAGCUGGAGCACAAGGACCUGGAGGGCAGUGCGGCCACGCUGCGGGAGAAGUACCAGAAAGACUUUGAGAACCUGAAGGCCACAUGCGAGCGAGGGUUUGCGGCGAUGGAAGAAACGCACCAGAAGAAGAUUGAAGACCUGCAGAGGCAGCACCAGCGGGAACUGGAGAAACUGCGGGAGGAGAAGGACCGCCUCCUGGCCGAGGAGACCGCGGCCACCAUCUCAGCCAUCGAAGCCAUGAAGAACGCCCACCGGGAGGAGAUGGAGCGUGAGUUGGAGAAGAGCCAGCGGUCCCAGAUCAGCAGCAUCAACUCAGAUGUGGAGGCCCUGCGGAGGCAGUACCUGGAGGAGCUGCAGUCGGUGCAGCGGGAGCUGGAGGUGCUCUCGGAGCAGUACUCGCAGAAGUGCCUGGAGAACGCCCACCUGGCCCAGGCGCUGGAGGCCGAGCGGCAGGCCCUGCGGCAGUGCCAGCGCGAGAACCAGGAGCUCAACGCCCACAAUCAGGAGCUGAACAACCGCCUGGCUGCGGAGAUCGCACGGUUACGGACACUGCUGACCGGGGACGCCGGCGGGGAGGCCAUUGGCUCACCUCUCACGCAGGGCAAGGACGCCUAUGAGCUAGAGGUCUUAUUGCGGGUCAAGGAAUCAGAAAUACAGUACCUAAAACAGGAGAUCAGCUCCCUCAAGGAUGAGCUACAGACAGCAUUGCGGGACAAGAAGUACGCUAGUGACAAGUACAAAGACAUCUACACGGAGCUCAGCAUUGUGAGGGCGAAGGCCGACUGUGACAUCAGCAGGCUGAAAGAGCAGCUGAAAGCAGCCACAGAAGCCCUGGGUGAAAAAUCCCCCGAAAACACUCCUGUGUCAGGAUAUGAUAUAAUGAAAUCUAAAAGCAACCCUGACUUCUUGAAGAAAGACAGAUCCUGUGUCAGCCGGCAACUCAGAAACAUCAGGUCCAAGAGUCUGAAGGAAGGCCUGACGGUGCAAGAACGCUUGAAGCUCUUUGAACCCAGGGACUUGAAGAAAGACUAGCUGUGCCCGCCAACUUGAACCACACCCUUCCCAGCUUGCAGCAGCACAACCCAAGCGCUGCUCUUUGUCUGUACCUUUAUUAUUAUUAUUAUUACUAUUGUUAUCAUUGUCCGCAUUAACUGUGGGUAUGGAUGCAUGAGAGACUGGUUGAUGGGUUGUUCACACCAUUCCCUGCUGUGUUGAUUCUGACUUCCUCUUGUGUUUAUCAAAGCUUUUUUUCCAUGGUAUUCUAAAAUCAGCCAAGCAGUGGGGGCCGGGAGGGCCGUCAGCGCCGGCCGGUCAGGUGCGUUAGAAUCCCUUCCCGCCGCAGUCCACCGCACUCACCGUCAGUAUUAAGGCCAGCCGCCUGUCGAUAAGCUAGCUCUGUCUCGAGAGUGCACUGGAGUCGGGCCGGGCGGGUCACGUGGAGAGAACAAGCCACCAGGACGAGGUUCUGCCUGCACCACAGCACUGAGAACUCGCUAGCCUGCGGGAGGAGGAGGGGGCAGGUCAGGGAGCGUGGUUUAUAACCCUGAGUGACCCCUUUUGGCUCUGGAGAAGGACAGCGUUUUGUAUUGUUCCACUAACACAGCUCAGAACCACACCCAGAUAAUCAUGGUAACCCUUUCACAACCUGGAAAAUGUUGAAAGCAGCCAUUCCUAUUUUUGUUUAUUUUUUAUUAAAUCUUGCACAAAA
Diceros bicornis minor is the source of this 8315-nucleotide messenger RNA. RefSeq names its product myosin phosphatase Rho interacting protein (gene MPRIP). NCBI's taxonomy places the organism in Eukaryota, Metazoa, Chordata, Mammalia, Perissodactyla, Rhinocerotidae. The transcript has 24 exons. The record is from RefSeq and is a predicted model, not a curated record. Gene Ontology annotation, molecular function: actin filament binding. Bases 350 to 7639 code for a protein of 2429 amino acids. Gene Ontology annotation, cellular component: actin cytoskeleton. Gene Ontology annotation, biological process: actin filament organization.